Messenger RNA from Gastrolobium bilobum, 1915 nucleotides. RefSeq names its product probable inositol transporter 2. Gene Ontology annotation, cellular component: membrane. Bases 43 to 1764 code for a protein of 573 amino acids. The transcript has 6 exons. Gene Ontology annotation, molecular function: myo-inositol:proton symporter activity. Gene Ontology annotation, biological process: transmembrane transport. The record is from RefSeq and is a predicted model, not a curated record. Lineage: Eukaryota; Viridiplantae; Streptophyta; Magnoliopsida; Fabales; Fabaceae.
UUGUAUAUUUCUCUCUCUCUCUCUCUCCAGACUCUCCCCGGUAUGGAAGGUGGAGUACCUGAGGCUGAUAUCUCUGCUUUCAGAGAAUGUUUGUCCCUUUCGUGGAAGAAUCCUUAUGUCCUUCGCCUCGCUUUUUCUGCUGGAAUUGGUGGCCUUCUCUUUGGCUACGACACUGGGGUGAUAUCUGGGGCUCUUUUGUAUAUCAGAGAUGAUUUCAAAGAAGUGGAUAGAAAGACAUGGCUUCAGGAAGCCAUAGUGAGUAUGGCACUUGCUGGAGCAAUCAUAGGGGCUGCAAUUGGUGGAUGGAUGAAUGAUCGUUUUGGAAGGAGAAUAUCAAUAAUCACAGCAGAUACCCUCUUUUUUAUAGGGGCUGCUAUAAUGGCUGCUGCAACAAGUCCUGCUAUUCUCAUUGUAGGUCGAGUUUUUGUUGGCCUCGGUGUUGGAAUGGCUUCAAUGGCAUCUCCACUGUACAUUUCUGAGGCUUCCCCGACUAGAGUUCGAGGAGCCCUUGUAAGUCUCAAUAGUUUCCUCAUCACUGGAGGACAAUUUCUUUCCUACCUCAUCAACUUGGCCUUCACUAAGGCACCUGGUACAUGGAGGUGGAUGCUUGGGGUAGCUGCAGCACCUGCUAUAAUACAAGUGGUGCUAAUGUUUUCGCUCCCCGAAUCACCCCGUUGGUUGUUCCGAAAGGGCAGGGAGGAGGAAGGAAAAGCAAUAUUAAGAAAGAUUUACUCAGCUGAUGAGGUUGAAGCUGAAAUUGAUGCUUUGAAGGAGUCGGUUGCUAUGGAAAUGAAGGAUGCAGAAUCUUCGGAAAAGAUCAGCAUUAUCAAACUGCUGAAAACUACAUCUGUGAGGAGAGGUUUGUAUGCAGGUGUUGGGCUUCAAAUCUUCCAACAGUUUGUGGGUAUAAAUACUGUGAUGUACUACAGCCCCGCUAUUGUUCAGUUAGCUGGUUUUGCUUCCAACAGGACAGCACUUCUUCUGUCUCUAAUCACUGCUGGGCUGAAUGCAUUUGGUUCAAUCUUGAGCAUAUACUUCAUUGACAAGACUGGGAGAAAGAAGCUUGCUUUAAUCAGUUUGUGUGGUGUUGUUUUAUCCCUUGCCCUUUUAACUGCCACUUUUCGCGAGACAGAAACUCAUUCUCCAAUGAUUAGUCAAGCAGAAACCUUAUCUUUCAAUAACACCUGCCCCAGUUUCAGCACAGCUGUGAAUCCUCAAGCAUGGGAUUGCAUGAAGUGCCUAAAGUCUUCACCUCAAUGUGGUUUUUGUGCAUCUGAAUCUAACAAGCUGUUACCUGGGGCAUGUUUGAUAUCUAGUGACACAACUAAGAAUCAGUGCGGAAACGGUCACAGGGCAUGGUACACAAGGGGUUGUCCUAGCAAAACAGGUUGGGUUGCACUAAUUGGGUUGGCACUGUAUAUCAUAUCCUUCUCACCUGGGAUGGGAACUGUUCCAUGGGUUGUCAACUCUGAGAUAUAUCCCUUAAGGUACAGAGGAGUGUGUGGAGGAAUUGCUUCUACAGCAGUUUGGGUUUCAAAUCUCAUUGUUUCACAGUCCUUUUUGUCCAUGACUGAAGCUAUUGGCACUGCAUGGACAUUCAUGGUAUUUGGAAUUGUUGCUGUCAUAGCAAUUUUCUUUGUCCUCAUUUUCGUACCAGAAACAAUGGGAGUUCCAAUGGAGGAAGUUGAGAAGAUGCUUGAAGAAAGAGCUGUGCAGUUCAAGUUUUGGGAGAAGGAGAAGAGAAACGACUAUCAGAAGACUUGAGUUCAGUGUUUUAGUCAAUUUAUGCUCUCUCUCUUCUUCUUUUUUUAAAGCUUGAAUAGUAAAUAACUGUGUGUAGAGAACUAUAUGAGUCUCUGUUGAUUGUUUUUUUGGUAAGGGAACUCCAUUAUAGUUUUUAUGUUCUAAUGUUUUG